GGAGGAGGGGCGCGGGCCCCGGGCCCUGCUCUAUCUCCCAGCGCGAGUGCAGGGCCGGGGCCGCAGUGCCUGGCUGCUGCAGAGCGGGAUCCACCCCAGGACGUCGGGUCGCUGCCGACAUAAUGUCAAGUGGAAAUGAUCUGCAGUCAGAGGCUCGUAGUAAACCCACUUUCAGUGAGGAACAAGCUUCUGCGCUAGUGGAGUCAGUGUUCGGGCUGAAAGUUUCCAAGGUCCAGCCACUUCCUAGCUAUGACGACCAAAACUUUCAUGUCUACGUCACAAAAACCAAAGACGGCCCAACUGAAUACGUCCUCAAAAUAAGCAACACCGAGACUAGCAAGAAUCCAGACCUGAUUGAAGUGCAGAAUCACAUCGUCAUGUUUCUGAAAGCAGCUGGAUUUCCAACAGCCUCUGUGUGUCGCACUAAAGGAGACAACACAACUUCGCUUGUGUCUGUAGAUAGUGGCUCUGAAAUCAAAAGCUACUUGGUGAGGCUGCUGACUUACCUCCCAGGAAGACCCAUCGCUGAGAUUCCCAUCAGCCCCCAGCUAUUGUAUGAAAUUGGAAAGCUAGCUGCCAACUUGGAUAAGACACUGGAGAAAUUCCAUCACCCAAAGCUAAGUAGUCUUCAUCGGGAGAACUUCAUCUGGAAUCUGAAAAAUGUUCCUCUUCUGGAGAAAUACCUGUAUGCCCUGGGCCAGAAUCGAAACCGAGAGAUUGUUGAGCAGGUCAUUCAUCUGUUCAAGGAGGAAGUAAUGAGCAAAUUAAGUCAUUUUCGAGAAUGUAUCAAUCACGGAGAUCUCAAUGACCACAAUAUUUUAACGGAGUCCUGCAAGUCAGCCUCUGGAGAUGCUGAAUAUCAGGUGUCUGGGAUUUUAGACUUCGAUGACAUGAGCUACGGCUACUAUGUGUUUGAAGUGGCAAUUACCAUCAUGUACAUGAUGAUUGAAAGCAAGAGUCCUAUACAAGUAGGAGGUCACGUCCUUGCAGGGUUUGAAAGCGUCACCCCACUGACAGCUGUAGAGAGGAGUGCUUUGUUUUUACUUGUAUGCAGUCGUUUUUGCCAGUCGCUUGUCAUGGCCGCACACUCUUGCCAGCUACACCCAGAGAACAAAGACUAUCUCAUGGUUACUGCAAAAACUGGCUGGAAACACUUACAGCAAAUGUUUGACAUGGGUCAGAAGGCUGUAGAAGCAAUCUGGUUUGAAACUGCCAAAUCCUAUGAAUCUGGGAUCUCCAUGUGACUGAGAUCUCCAUGUGACUAAAAGUUCACUCGAACUCAGGUCAUUAAAAUAGGACCAAAUCAAAUGUUAGGAAGGAUUUUGCUGCAUAGUUAAAAAUCAGUUGAUGGAAUGGAUCAGUUCUGACUAAGGCGCAUGAAAUCCCUAAGAUCUUCAAGCAAUCUAAUGACGGUUUUUUAAAACUCACCAAAGUACCACGAGCAAGCAUAUUUUUCUGAGAGUCUCACUUGCCGUGUCUAUAAAACAUGUAAUAAUGAUACCAUUUUGAAUCAGAUUAUCUUGCAAGAUCUGCUCCGGCCCUGAGAUUAAUGACUUUUUUAAACUUUAAAAAUGAUAUAUAUUUGUAGAUAGAUCUAGUGACAUAUUUUAAAUAUCCGGACAUAACAUACUGAUCUAACUAACAUACUGCCAGUUCUAUGAAACCUCCUCUCAUCUCUCCUUUCUCUGGAAUCCCAGUGCACUGUGUCUUUUUCACGGCCCAUCACUUUGUGUAAUGGAUCGUGGUUGUGCAGUCAUCUCGCCUGAGAGCUGUUUGAGGGCAGAGACCACGUAAAACUUCCUUUUGUCUCCUCAUCCCUUCUUAUCACACCUGUUACUAUAGUGCCUUUCCCACAGAGAGCUCUUUAAAAAUAUCUGAAAAUAAAUGUGUGCUAGAAGAAAGGAUGGAGAAGGCACACACUAAGAUGCUGUAGGAGAAAGCACAGACAGCAUUCUUAGAGACAAUUUUUAACUUGUUUCAGAGGGUAGUUGAAAGUGGAACUCCAGAGGUAGGUGCCAGAAGACCCUGGAACGGCAAGGAAGCAAAUAAUGACAUCCAGGCAAGGCCACUAACCCCUGAGCUACCUAAAUAUAAUGGUUACUUUCAGACUGAUACUAGGAACCUCCUUAAGCAUAGAUUUUUAAAUUCUCUGUUAUUUGCUUAUUUUUGUAUGACUGUGAAGUAGAUUGGGUAGACUGAAGCUCACUGUAUACUUGGCUCAAGUUAUUUCACUGUGUUUCCUUCACUGAUUUCUCUUCAUGUCUCCUUUAGCAUGAUUUAGU
Messenger RNA from Cebus imitator (Panamanian white-faced capuchin), 2282 nucleotides. RefSeq names its product hydroxylysine kinase (gene HYKK). The coding region runs from base 123 to 1244 and encodes 373 amino acids. The transcript is spliced from 5 exons. NCBI's taxonomy places the organism in Eukaryota, Metazoa, Chordata, Mammalia, Primates, Cebidae. Gene Ontology annotation, molecular function: amino acid kinase activity. The record is from RefSeq and is a predicted model, not a curated record.